Molecule: messenger RNA, 681 nt
Organism: Microthlaspi erraticum
Lineage: Eukaryota; Viridiplantae; Streptophyta; Magnoliopsida; Brassicales; Brassicaceae
Source: the annotation of a GenBank genome assembly
AUGGACAGGGCACAAUUGAUAUUGUUGGGACUACCGAUAUUCUUAUUUUGCUCGGAUCUCUUCAACCUUUUCACUCCUCCGCCUCCGAAACCCCAGCAACAACGUCCUCAUCAGCCACCGCACAUCCCUCUCCAGCAGCGUCCGGCUGGUUACGUUCCCGAAACCCUAAAUUUCCCUUCGCAGAAGCCAAACGGGUUAGGAUCAAUUGGAUAUGGAAAUACCGUGGAGAUCAACUUCUGCGUCUCCUGUUCUUUCAAGGGAACUGCAGUGACAAUGAAGAAGAUGUUAGAGACGGCUUUUCCCGGUUUAGAUGUGGUUCUCGCAAAUUACCCACCACCAGCACCUAAGCGCCUUCUAGCUAAGGUUGUCCCGGUUGCUCAGAUGGGAGUUGUGGGUAUGAUAGUUGCAGGUGAUCGUAUUUUACCCAUGAUCGGAAUUGCGCAGCCACCUGCUUGGUUAAAUUCCUUGAGAGCCAACAGAUUUGGGUCCAUGGCGUCCACUUGGCUUCUCGGAAACUUUCUGCAGUCUUACCUUCAAAGCUCUGGCGCUUUUGAAGUUUACUGCAAUGGGGAACAGGUGUUCUCUAAGUUGAAAGAAGGAAGAUUCCCGGGAGAGAUCGAGCUGAGAGAUGUCAUCAGUAAAACUUUGACAAGACCGAGCAUCAUUGCAGGUAGCUACUGA